This is a messenger RNA of Leptopilina boulardi, 1195 nucleotides long. RefSeq names its product ER membrane protein complex subunit 3 (gene EMC3). The record is from RefSeq and is a predicted model, not a curated record. The coding region runs from base 129 to 902 and encodes 257 amino acids. The transcript has 3 exons. NCBI's taxonomy places the organism in Eukaryota, Metazoa, Arthropoda, Insecta, Hymenoptera, Figitidae. Gene Ontology annotation, cellular component: EMC complex; membrane. Gene Ontology annotation, biological process: protein folding in endoplasmic reticulum.
CUGUUCUAUGGUAAAUUCAAGUGUCAGCUGUUUUGAUUGCUUCGUUGUCAAAAAAAAAAAAAAAAAAAAAAAAUUAUUAUGAGAUGAAAAGUUCUUUACAUAAAUUUUAAAUUAGAAAAUUUUUAACAAUGGCUGAACUUUUAUUGGAUCCAAAUAUUCGAGGUUGGGUAUUUUUGCCCAUUGUCGUUAUCACAUUCCUCGUUGGAAUUGUAAGACAUUAUGUUUCCAUGUUAUUAGCCUCACAGAAAAAAAUCGAAGUCCAGCAAGUACAAGACAGUCAAGUAAUGAUGCGAUCGAGAUUAUUGAGAGAAAAUGGACAUUAUAUUUCAAAAUAUGGUUUCAAAACGAGAAAACAAUUUUUCAAUAAUGAAGAGACUGGCUAUUUUAAAACUCAAAAACGAGCACCAGUUUCACAAAAUCCAAUGACCGAUCCAAGUAUGAUGACUGAUAUGUUAAAAGGAAAUGUCACUAAUGUUCUGCCAAUGGUUCUCAUUGGAGGAUGGAUAAAUUGGAUGUUUUCCGGUUUUGUUACAACAAAAGUUCCAUUUCCUUUGACGUUGCGUUUUAAACCAAUGUUACAACGUGGAAUAGAAUUAACGACUUUGGAUGCUGCUUGGGUUUCCUCAGCAUCCUGGUAUUUUCUCAAUGUUUUUGGCUUGAGAUCAAUUUAUACUUUAGUUCUUGGUGAAAAUAAUGCUGCCGAUACAUCGCGACUUUUACAAGAUCAAGUGUCAGGCGCCGCAAUGUCAAUGCCACCUGAUCCAAAAGCCGCAUUUAAAGCCGAAUGGGAGGCACUUGAAAUUUGUGAUCACAAUUGGGCACUCAAUGGAAUUGAUACAACUCUCAUUGGUCUAAAAAGUAUUUCCGAUGAUAAUUCAUAUUAUCAAAGUAAAAAUACAUGAAAAUUACAGUUUCUUUUUAAGAAAAAAAAAAAUAAAUCACAAUAAAAUUUGAAAACGGGCACAAGUGUCAAAAGACAGAACUUUAAAAAGAAAAAAAAAAUUCUCUUCUAUCGGGAGAAUUUUUUUCUUUUAUCAAUUUUUUUUUUUUUCAUCACUAGUCCACAAGAAAAAUAUUAAUUUUUUAAUUAAUUUAAAUAAGUUAGAUAAAAUGAUUUUGAUGUUGUAUUUGUUGUGAAUGUAGAAUUUUGUAAGUCUAUUUAAAAACAAAAUAUACACGAGACUGUUAUAAAGAA